GGGCUGGCUGACACAUCAGACCGUCUGGGACGCAGGCUGAUGGCCUUGGACGGGGACAAUGACACACUGGAUAAGAACUGCACCGAGCCAGGUAGGUAGUGUUCCCUAACCCAUCCCAAACCAUUACCCUAACCCUCUAGCCUAAACCUGCACAGAGCCAGAUAAUGUCGCUAAACCUGCACUGAACCAGGCAGUGUAGUAGUGAACCCUCAUUUUGUCUAGAGCCAUGUUGUGCAUCUUAUACCUGCACAGAGCUAGGUGCUGCACUGUUCCCUAAACCUGAACAGCCAGCAAUCUACUGCAGCUUGGGAGGACUUCAUAGAAAAGCUCUUCAGAGUGUGUUAUACAAUAGCACAGCCCACAUGCGUCCUACAGCCUACACAUGCUCUGAGUCAGUCAGAAAAAGAACAGAUGGAGUGAGAUGGGAAAAGAUUGGUUGCCUUAGAUGUUUCACUAUAUCUACCACCACUAGCUCUCUAGUUAGUCUAUUUGUUCGUCAGAAGAGCCACAGUUUUUACUACUGUGGUUGUGGUGCAGAUGAGAUUUGCAAAUGAGGGCAUCCAGCUGAAUGACGAAUGAGAUGAGUUAGUGUUGGAGGCACAGGACAGAGCUGUAAAUCUCCACUAUAUAGGCGAGAGAGAGAGAGCAGAGGACUGAAGCCUGACAGAAAGCAAGCUCAAUUACUGUUCCAGUUCAGCAUGCAAACCCAAAACCAUUAUGUUCUGUUCCGCACAUAAUCAUUUCAAAAUUAUGAACGUAACAAAUGAUAAUAUCAUGGCAGAACUGACAGUGGUAUCAUGACAUUUUAAAUAAAGCUAUCUCUCUUUUUUAAUUGCUGUGUGUUUACAUUUGUUAUUUUUUUUAUCCUUCCCCUAUUGGAGCUGGUCUCAAUUUGAUCUUUUUUUUAGGGUAUAUUGAUUUAUCAUUGGUUUAUUUUUGACACACUUAUGUGUUCAUAUUGAUGUUAUAAUAAACACAACCUUCUGCAUCAGAACAGCCCUCAGAAUGGUACUGAUAGUCCCCUUCCUGACAGGACCAUUGAUGUGCUGAUAGUCCCCUUCCUGACAGGACCUUGGAUGUGCUAAUAGUUUUCUUCCUGACAGGACCUUGGAUGUGCUGUCUAAUAAUAGAAGAUUGUGCUAUUUUUAGACCACAAUACAGCAGUGAGCUGCUGUACGGUAUAGACUGACUGACUCUGACUGACUGACUCUGACUGACUGACUCUGACUGACUGACUGCUUCUCACACAUCAGAAAAAAGCAGGUACAAACACAAACCUUAGAAGACCAAGAAAACUACUGACGACACAGACAUUUUAUUACUCAGUUUAUUUGAAAGACUGAAGUUGUUCAAAUGGGAUACCAUGCUUCCUAAACCUUCCAGUCAUCAUUAACAAAAAAGCUAGUUGUAUUUUAGCUGCUCACAUCUGUUCACACUGCCUAGCCUGUGUUGACAUACACAUUGUCAUCCUUUGUGUUUAUUGAUAUCAAUCAAUCUCUAUCAGCUGGGCAGAUUUCUGGUGGUACAGUAGAGGAAUUGCAAACAUCAAGGCACAGCACCUAACCACUUAGUGCUGAAUUAACUUCAGAAUAGAGUAAAAAACAUCUGGCGGGUUCAGUUCGUGAAGUAGACAUUCAGAAGGCCUCAUACUGCAAUCAACCAAUCAAUCAAUUAAUCAAUCAAAUGUAUUUAUAAAGCCCUUUUUACAUCAGCAGAUGUCACAAAGUGCUUUUACAGAAACCCAGCCUAAAACCCCAAAGAGCAAGCAAUGCAGAUGUAGAAGCACGGUGGCUAGGGAAAACUCUCUAGAAAGGCAGGAACCUAGGAAGAAACCUAGAGAGGAACCAGGGGUGGCCAGUCCUCUUCUGGCUGUGCCUGGUGGAGAUUCUAAGAGUACAUGGCCAUUAAGGCCAGAUCGUUCUUUAAGAUGUUCAAACAUUCAUAGAUGACCAGCAGGGUCAAAUAAUAACCACAGUGGUUAUAGAGGGUGGAACAGGUCAGAACCUCAGGAGUAAAUGUCAGUUGGCUUUUCAUAACUGAGCAUUCAGAGGUCGAGACAGCUGGUGUGAGAGAGAGAGAGCUAGAGAGAGGAGAGCGAGAAAGAGAGAGAGAGAGAGAGAACAGCAGGUUGGUGCUGCAGUGGAUAGCUGCCGUCUUACGGGCUCCUGACCAAUUCUGCUAUUUUGUGUGUUUUUUUACACUGAUCAAAAAUUUUUUCUACAUAAUAUUUCCGCCAUAAUUUCCUAUGACCGAAAACAGCUUCUGUGGAUAUACUGCUCAUUCCGGACCAGGCCCUAAUCCCCGGGACUCGAAAGAGAAAGAGAUGGUGCAAGAGAGGCAAACGAGUGGGCUCCCUGACGAGACUACGUCCACGAGUAAAUAAUUUGCCUCUACCCUUCGUUCUACUGGCCAACAUACAAUCAAUCACUAGAGAACAAAGUGGACGAGCUCCGUUCGAGACUAUCCUAUCAAUGGCACCUGAAGAACUGUAAUAUCCUAUGUUUCUUGGAGUUGUGGCUGAACAAGGACAUGGAUAAUAUACAUCUAGAGGGUUUUUCUAUGCAUCGUCAAGACCGAAUGGCAGCUUCGGGUAAGGUUAAGGGGAGAGGUGUGUGUCUCUCUGUUAACAACAGCUGGUGCGCAAUCUCUAAUGUUAAGGAAGUCUCGAGGUACUAUUUACCAAGUUUUCAUCUAUAUUUUUCAUAGCUGUCUAUUUACUACCACAAACCGAUGCUGGCAGUCGGACCACACUCAAUGAGCUGCACAGGGCCAUAAGAAAACAAGAAAAUGCACAUCCAGAGGCAGCGCUUCUAGUGGUCGGUGAUUUUAAUGCAGGGAAACUGAAAUCCGUCUUACCAAAUUUUUACCAGCGUGUCACCUGUGCAACUAGAGGCGAAACAACUCACCUUUACUCCACACACAGAAAUGCAUACAAAGCUCUCUCCCGCCCUCCAUUUGGCAAAUCUGACCAUAACUCUAUCCUCCUGAUUUCUGCUUACAAGCAAAAGAUCAAACAGGAAGUACCAGUGAAGCAUUCAAUACGGAAGUAGUCCGACAAAGCGGAUGCUAAGCUACAGGACUGUUUCGCUAGCACAGACUGGAAUAUGUUCUGGGAUUCAUCCAAUAACAUUGAGGAGUUUACCACAUCAAUUACCGGUUUAAUUAAUAAGUGCAUCGACGAUGACGUCCCCACAGUGACCGUACGUACAUACUGUAUCCCAACAAGAUGCCUUGGAUUACAGGCAACAUCAGCACUGAGCUAAAAGCUAGAUCUGCCGCUUUCAAGGAGCGGGACACUAAUCCGGACUCUUAUAAGAAAUUCUGCUACGACCUCCUACGAGCCAUCAAACAGUCAAUAUAGGACUAAGAUCGAAUCCUACUACGCCGGCUCUGAUGCUCGUCUGAUGUGGCAGGGCUUGCAAACUAUCACGGAUUACAAAGGGAAACCCAGCCGCGAGCUGCCCAGUGACGCAAGCCUACCAGACGAGCUAAAUUCAUUUUAUGCUCGCUUCGAGGCAAGCAACAUUGAACCAUGCAUGAGAGCACCAGUCCGGACGACUGUGUGAUCUCGCUAUCCGUAGCCGAUGUGAGUAAGACCUUUAAAAAGGUUAACAUUCACAAGGCCGCGGGGCCAGAUGGAUUACCAGGAUGCGUACUCAGAGCAUGCACUAACCAGCUGGCAAGUAUCUUCACUGAUAUUUUCAAACUCUCCCUGAACCAAUCUGUUAUAUCUGCAUGUUUCAAGCAGACCACCAUAGUCCCUGUGCCCAAGAACACCAAGGUAACCUGUCUAAAUGACUAUUGCCUCAUAGCCAUGAAAUGAUUUGAAAGGCUGGUUAUAGCUCACAUCAACACCAUUAUCCCAGACACACUGGACCCACUCCAAUUCGCAUACCGCCCCAAAAGAUCCACAGAUGACACAAUCUCUAUUGCACCCCACACUGCCCUUUCUCACCUGGACAAGAGGAACACCUAUGUCAGAAUGCGGUUCAUUGACUAUAGUUCAGCGUUCAACACCAUAGAGCCCUCCAAACUCAGGACCCUGGGAGUGAACACCUCCCUCUGCAUCUGGAUCCUGGACUUCCUGACGGGCCGCUCCCAGGUGGUGAGGGUAGGCAACAACACAUCCGUGCACAACUCCAACACCAUCAAUAAGUGGAGCGGAUCGAGAAUUUCAAGUACCUUGGUGUCCACAUCACUAAGGAUUUAUCAUGGUCCACACACACCAACACAGUUGUGAAGAAGGCAUGACAACGCCUCUUCCCCCUCAGGAGGCUGAAGAGAUUCGGCAUGGACCCUCAGAUCUUCAAAAAGUUCUACAGGUACACCAUUGAGAGCAUCACCGCUUAGUAUGGCAACUGCUUGGCAUCCGACCGCAAGGCGCUACAGAGGGUAGUGCGUACGGCCCAGUACAUCACUUUUUACUGCUGCUCUUUCAUUAUUUGUAACAUUUAUUUCAUUUUAUUUUAUUUCAUAUUUUUUGGUAUAUUUUUUGGGUAUCUUUUCUUAAAACUGCAUUGUUGGUUAAGGGCUUGUAAGUAAGCAUUUCACUGUAAGGUCUACACCUGUUGUAUUCGGCGCAUUUUGAUUUGAUUUGAUCACUGGGGCCGAGCUCCCUGCCAUUCAGGACCUCUAUUCCAGGCGGUGUCAGUGGAAGGCCCUAAAAAUGGUAAAAGACUCCAGCCACCCAACUCCUCUCCUCUUCAGUGCUGACAAGCUGAGUCUUGGGUAGAGUGAUGUACGCACGCAUGCAUGCGCGCACGCGCACACAAACACACACACACACACACACACACAACUGUCAGGCAGACUGGAUCAGCAGGGCACUCUGCGGACCCAGCACAGAGCUUCUCCACUGAUAGCUCUCAGCAAGUCUGAGUGUGUGUGACACAUGGACUGGUGUGUAUGUGUAUGGUUUAUGGUAUGUGCCAGUGUGGUGGUGAGAUCUGUAGUGUACAAUACAGAAUGAAGGAGGGAGGGAGAGAGAGAGGAGAAAGAUAAAAGAGAGAGAGAGAGAGAGAGAGAGAGAGAGAGAGAGAGAGAGAGAGAGAGAGCUAAAGGCAUCCUACUGAGCUGAAGGCCAACUAGAGGUCAUUGUGCCUCUCUCUCUCUCUCUCUCUCUCAAAUCAUAUCAAAUCAACUCUCUCGCGAUUUACUGUACCUUAUCUCAGUGUAGCUAUCACAGUGCUAGUUUGGAUACUGUUAGUGUGUAAAAUCCCAAUUGGGUUUUUGACUGAUGUGCUCCAAUAUCUUGUUAUACUAUAGUACUACUGUAGGCUACUGAACAUGUAGUACAUGUUCAACCAUGUAUUUUCUUCUUGCAACACAAAUGCCACUCUUAGACUUAGAAAAUACUUAAAUACUGAAUCUUGAGGGAACUGCUAAACAUUAAUUGUCCUUAUUUCGAAUCAACAUCAAAGCAUUCCCUUGCUACAGCAAGAAGGAGGAGAGGAAGCAUCACAUAUAUACAGUAGCUAUUUAAAAAAUAUAUACACUACCGUUCAAAGGUUUGGGGUCACUUAGAAAUGUCCUUGUUUUCGAAAUAAAAGCAAUUUGAUUGUCCAUUAAAAUAACAUCAAAUUGAUCAGAAAUACAGUGUAGACACUGUUAAUGUUGUAAAUGGCUAUUGUAGAUGGAAACGGCUGAUUUUUAAUGGAAUAUCUACAUAGGCGUACAGAGGCCCAUUAUCAGCAACCAUCAGUCCUGUGUUCCAACGGCACGUUGUGUUUGCUAAUCCAAGUUUAUCAUUUUAAAUGGCUAAUUGAUCAUUAGAAAAACCUUUUGCAAUUAUGUUAGCACAGCUGAUAACUGUUGUGCUGAUUAAAGAAGCAAUAAAACUGGCCUUCUUGAGACUAGUUGAGUGUCUGGAGCAUCAGGAAUUGUGGGUUCGAUUACAGGUUCAAAAUGGCCAGAAACAAAUAACUUUCUUCUGAAACGCGUCAGUCUAUUCUUGUUCUGAGAAAUGAAGGCUAUUCCAUGCGAGAAAUUGCCAAGAAACUGAAGAUCUCGUUUAUCGCUGUGUACUACUCCCUUCACAGAACAGCGCAAACUGGCUCUAACCAGAAUAGAAAGAGGAGUGGGAGGCCCCGGUGCACAACUGAGCAAGAGGACAAAUACAUUAGAGUGUCUAGUUUGAGAAACAGACGCCUCACAGGUCCUCAACUGGCAGCUUAAUUAAAUAGUACUCGCAAAACACCAGUCUCAAUGUCAACAGUGAAGAGGUGACUCCGGGAUGCUGACCUUCUAGGCAGAGUUGCAAAGAAAAAGCCAUAUCUCAGACUGGCCAAUAAAAAUAAAAGAUUAAGAUGGGCAAAAGAACACAGACACUGGACAGAGGAAGAUUGAAAAAAAGUGUUAUGGACAGACAAAUCGAAGUUUGAGGUGUUCGGAUCACAAAGAAGAACAUUUGUGAGACGCAGACCAAAUGAAAAGAUGCUGGAGGAGUGCUUGAUGCCAUCUGUCAAGCAUAGUGGAGGCAAUGUGAUGGUCUGGGGGUGCUUUGGUGGUGGUAAAGUGGGAGAUUUGUACAGGGUAAAAGGGAUCUUGAAGAAGGAAGGCUAACACUCCAUUUUACAACGCCUUGCCAUACCCUGUGGACGGCGCUUGAUUGAAGCCAAUUUCCUCCUACAACAGGACAAUGACCAAAAGCACAGCUCCAAACUAUACAAUAACUAUUUAGGGAAGAAGCAGUCAGCUGGUAUUCUGUCUAUAAUGGAGUGGCCAGCACAGUCACCGGAUCUCAACCCUAUUGAGCUGUUGUGGGAGCAGCUUGACCGUAAGAAGUGCCCAUCAAGCCAAUCCAACUUGUGGGAGGUGCUUCAGGAAGCAUGGGGUGACAUCUCUUCAGAUUACCUCAACAAAUUAACAACUAGAAUGCCAAAGGUCUGCAAGGCUAUAAUUGCUGCAAAUGGAGGAUUCUUUGAUGAAAGCAAAGUUUGAAGGACACAAUUAUUAUUUCAAUUAAAAAUCAUUAUUUCUAAUGUUUUGCUAUUAAUUUUGCAUGGAAAACUAGGAAAUUUCUAAGUGACCCCAAACUUUUGAACGGUGGUGCAUAUAUAUAUAUAUAUAUACAUAUAUAUAAUCUUUGUAAAUUAUAUCAUCAAUAGGACUGGUGGAGUUAUGUCACACAUGCAGCUAACAAAAAUAUAUGGAAAUGUCUGCUCUACCCAAAAUUACAACCAACUAAUUGCAGCAUUACUGGAAUGGAAGAGACAAGUGGAAGGGGAAAAAGUAAGGAACUUGUCUGUUGGCCCUGCAUUAAAGACCAAAAUUGGUUAAAGAAAAUUGUGAUAAAUAAAAAAGUAUACCAGUUUCAUUUAAGGACCCAAAAAAUUACAGCUGUGCCAGAUAGAUUGCAAAAUAGUUGGGAAGAGAUUUUUGAUGUACUGAUUCCAUGGCACAUGGUUUAUGAACUGAUACACAAAACGACGGCGGAUUCAAAACAUAUAAUCUUUCAAUUUAAAUUAUUAUACAAAAUUCUUGCAACCAAUAGAACGUUAUGUAUAUAUUGGAGAUACAACCAUCCCAACUCUGCCCAACCCAUUUGCUGCGAAGAGACAGAAUCAUUAGAUCAUUUGUUUUGGUACUGCCCAUAUUUAGCUUGUUUUUGGUUGCAGGGCCAGGAAUGGCUGUCACGACUUCUUCCGAAGCUGCCUCCUCUCCUUGUUCGGGCAGGCUUCAGCGUUCGUCGUCACCGGCCUUCUAGCCACUGCCGCUCCUCAUCUCAUCAUUCCAUUUGUUUUGUCUUGUUUUACACACACCUGGUUCAUAUCCCCUCAUCAGUCCCUGUAUAAGUAUUCCCUCUGCCCCCAAUGUCUUUGUGUGUGAUUGUUUCAUGUGGAGGUGUCGAUAAUCGUUAAAUGCUUUAUGUACUGUAUUCGCCGGGAUAUUCACCCGUGUGUUUUGUUUUUCUCCAGUGCGCCGUUAUAAUGGCUGAAGAAUUGCAACAUUUACCGGAACUCUGCAAAUAGCACUGCUGGGUGAUUUUAAAAGUCUCAGUCAAUCAAUCAAUAAUAUAAUAAUACCUUUAGCAAAAAUGUUUAUCUUUAAUUUACAAUCUGUAUAAACUAUGAGAAUAGAAAGGUUCAGACGUUUUGUGAAACAUCACAGCACAGUUAAAACAUAUAUGGCAAAUAGAAGAAAAAAAUGGAUGGUGUUAAAGGAUAGAUGGGAGGGGUUGAGUGGAGCUGAAGGGUGGGACUAAAAGCAACAAGAUAGCUAAUGUAAAAUAUACUGUGUCCGUAAAAUGUAUAUAGGUUCAGAACUUUUUUUGAAACAGCACAGUUAAAAAUAUGUGGCCAAUAGAAAUCAAACUGGAUGGUCUUCAAAGAUAGAUGGGAGGGGUUAAGGGUAGCUGAAGGAUGGGAUUAAAAACAAACAAAAUAUAACUAUUGUAAAAUACAUUGUGUCCGUAAAAUGUAUAUAGUAUGUAUAAGCUGGAAGUAGAAGCCUAAGUGUUGUUGUCCAUUAGUUUACUCGAAUUAGGGGAGGGGUGGUAGGGUUAGGGGAAAAAAUUAAGGAAAUAUAUAUUUUUUAAAGAUAUAUACAGUACCAAUCAGAAGUUUGGACACACCUACUCAUUCCAGGGUUUUUCUUUAUUUUUGCUAUUUUCUACAUUGUAGAAUAAUAGUGAAGACAUCAAAACUAUGAAAUAACACAUAUGGAAUCAUGUAACCAAAUAAGUGUUAAUCAAAAUAUAUUUUAUAUUUGUGAUUCUUCAAAGUAGCCACGCUUUGCUUUGAUGACAGCUUUGCACACUCUUGGCAUUCUCCAACUGUCUUGAAGGAGUUCCCACGUAUGCUGAGCACUUGUUGGCUGCUUUUCCUUCAACCCAAACCAUCUCAAUUGGGUCUAGGUCGGGUGAUUGUGGAGGCCACGCAGGCAAAAAGGACAAUGUCAGAGUUUAAUUCAAUAAGAGAAAAGCUGUGAAAUGGAGAGUUGAAUAUAAAGAGAAGGGAGAACCAGAAAAGUAGUUUGGGAAAGAUUUGGUGAAGUGGUAAACGAGGAUGAUACAUACCAGUGCUGGCUAUGUUAUGUGUGAUGAUUGUGAGGCGCAGUUAGAUACUGUCUGUAGAGGGACUAUCUUGAUCAAGAUCAUAAAAGCUGAUAGUAUUUCAACCACAUAAAAUAUACAUCCAAGCCAAACUGAAAUCUUAUCAGAAACAUGUUGGGUCGUUUUCACAGCUUUCUAUUUCCUUGCAACCGGUGAAACUGAUGUAGUUUGGAAAUUUGGCACAGAAAAUCUUUUCCGUUUUUUUAGAGUUAGGCUAUUGCGUUUUCUUCCCGGUCCCUAAACGUCUUUGCUCAACGAAAGAAGCAGAGAUGACAGAGAAACCUUUACCGAUGUCAACUAGAUUGAAGUAUUCAUUCAAUCAAUCUAUUACAUAAUUCUGGUGAGCCAGGGUUUAUUUAGUCUUCUAUGGCAACAUAUAAUGACAGAAGAGAAGCUGCAUGUAUCGUUAAUUAAAGACAAGUUGACUAACAAAUAGCCUACUAAAAUGUCUGAAAUUAUAAGCAGAAACAUAUCUAAAUCAGACCCCAAAAAAUCCUGCACCCCCUGUCAAUAUAUCAUUCCGCCAUCUCUGACUGUAGCCUACACCGCAUUUUCUAUAUUAGCGGGUUAGGUUCGGGUGCGGGCCUCAGAUUUUCAAUUAAUCACAUAUAGUCGGGUGAUUGCAGAUGAGUUAUUAGCAAUUGCGGGCGGGUGCAGGUGAACAAACAGCUGACCCGCUCACCACGAGUAGAUAUGUAUAGGGGGAAGGUGACUAGGCAUCAAGAUAUACACUGCUCAAAAAAAUUAAGGGAACACUUAAACAACACAAUGUAACUCCAAGUCAAUCACACUUCUGUGAAAUCAAACUGUCCACUUAGGAAGCAACACUGAUUGACAAUAAAUUUCACAUGCUGUUGUGCAAAUGGAAUAGACAACAGGUGGAAAUUAUAGGCAAUUAGCAAGACACCCCCAAUAAAGAAGUGGUUCUGCAGGUGGUGACCACAGACCACUUCUCAGUUCCUAUGCUUCCUGGCUGAUGUUUUGGUCACUUUUGAAUGCUGGCGGUGCUUUCACUCUAGUGGUAGCAUGAGACGGAGUCUACAACCCACACAAGUGGCUCAGGUAGUGCAGCUCAUCCAGGAUGGCACAUCAAUGCGAGCUGUGGCAAGAAGGUUUGCUGUGUCUGUCAGCGUAGUGUCCAGAGCAUGGAGGCGCUACCAGGAGACAGGCCAGUACAUCAGGAGACGUGGAGGAGGCCGUAGGAGGGCAACAACCCAGCAGCAGGACCGCUACCUCCGCCUUUGUGCAAGGAGGAGCAGGAGGAGCACUGCCAGAGCCCUGCAAAAUGACCUCCAGCAGGCCACAAAUGUGCAUGUGUCUGCUCAAACGGUCAGAAACAGACUCCAUGAGGGUGGUAUGAGGGCCCGACGUCCACAGGUGGGGGCUGUGCUUACAGCCCAACACCGUGCAGGACGUUUGGCAUUUGCCAGAGAACACCAAGAUUGGCAAAUUCGCCACUGGCGCCCUGUGCUCUUCACACAUGAAAGCAGGUUCACACUGAGCACAUGUGACAGACGUGACAGAGUCUGGAGACGCCGUGGAGAACGUUCUGCUGCCUGCAACAUCCUCCAGCAUGACCGGUUUGGCGGUGGGUCAGUCAUGGUGUGGGGUGGCAUUUCUUUGGGGGGCCGCACAGCCCUCCAUGUGCUCGCCAGAGGUAGCCUGACUGCCAUUAGGUACCGAGAUGAGAUCCUCAGACCCCUUGUGAGACCAUAUGCUGGUGCGGUUGGCCCUGGGUUCCUCCUAAUGCAAGACAAUGCUGACCUCAUGUGGCUGGAGUGUGUCAGCAGUUCCUGCAAGAGGAAGGCAUUGAUGCUAUGGACCGCCCGUUCCCCAGACCUGAAUCCAAUUGAGCACAUCUGGGACAUCAUGUCUCGCUCCAUCCACCAACGCCACGUUGCACCACAGACUGAGUUGGCGGAUGCUUUAGUCCAGGUCUGGGAGGAGAUCCCUCAGGAGACCAUCCGCCACCUCAUCAGGAGCAUGCCCAGCCAUUGUAGGGAGGUCAUACAGGCACGUGGAGGCCACACACACUACUGAGCCUCAUUUUGACUUGUUUUAAGGACAUUACAUCAAAGUUGGAUCAGCCUGUAGUGUGGUUUUCCACUUUAAUUUUGAGGGUGACUCCAAAUCCAGACCUCCAUGGGUUGAUAAAUUUGAUUUCCAUUGAUAAUUUUUGUGUGAUUUUGUUGUCAGCACAUUCAACUAUGUAAAGAAAAAAGUAUUUAAUAAGAUUAUUUCAUUCAUUCAGAUCCAGGAUGUGUUGUUUAAGUGUUCCCUUUAUUUUUUUGAGCAGUGUAUAAUAAACAGAGUAGCAGCAGCGUAAAUUAUGAUUGUAUUUGAGUGUGUGUGCAUGUGUGUACAGUCAGUAUACAUGUGUGUGCAUGUUAUGUGUGUGUUGGAGUGACAGUGUGCACGAGUGUGUAGAUUCCUGAGUGUGUGCAUAGAAACCGUGCAAAAACCUAACUCAGAUAGUCCAUGUAGCCAUUCUGUUAGCUAUUUAGCAGUCUAAUGGCUUGGGGAUAGAAGAUGUUCAGGAGUCUGUUGGUGUCAGACUUGAUGCACCAGUACCGCUUGCCGUGCGGAAGCAGAGAGGACAGUCUAUGGCUUUGGUGGCUGGAGUCUUUAACGAUUUCUCAUGCCUUCCUUUCACACCGCCUGACAUAGAGAUCCUGGAUGGCAGGGAGCUCGGCCCCAGUGAUGUACUGGGCUGUCCGCACCACCCUCUGUAGCGCCAUGCGAUCGAGGGCGGUGCAGUUGUCAUACCAAGCAGUGAUGCAGCCAGUCAAGAUGCUGUCAAUGGUGCAGCUGUAUAACUUUUUGAGGAUUUGAGAGCCCAUGCCAAACCUUUUCAACUUCCUAAGGGGGAAGAGGCGCUGUCGCACGUUCUUCACGACUGUGCGAGUGUGAGUGGACCAUUUUAAGUCCUUAGUCAUUUGGACUCCGAGCUCUCGAACCCGCUCCAUUGCAGCCCCGUUGAUGUAGCUGCAGUGUACUCCCUGUUCACCCUUUCGAUAGAUGAUCAGUUUUCUCUGUGGCUUUGCACAUGCUUGGUUAACCAAGCAGCAUACAUAUAAUCAAACAGCCACUAUGAGGCUGUAUUGUAGAUUUGACCUGUCAAAAUAAUGUGUGUGUAUGUGUGCCAACCAUGGGUCUCUCUCUCUCUCUCUCUCUCUAGAUAUUUGUUAGAGAAAUUAAGAAAUUCAGAAGGGAAAUUCAGUUACAGUCAACUUCACCCACAGGGCCAUUUCCAUGACUCUGCUGGUGGAGGGCAGCUGUUUGCUUGAAUGAAAAAAUAAUGAAGGCCAGGGCCAGUGGGGGAAGUUGAUUCAGUACACUCUUUAUAGACAGAGAUGAUAUCUGAUUACUCAUCUUCAUAACACACACAAAUACACACACACUUACAAGUACUCAGAGACACACACAUAUGAUUUGCGUGUGCACACUUACACAUGCAACGCACACUGUCAGGCACGCAAGUACACACACACACACACACACACACAAAUAGAGAGCUCUCAGGACAAAUGCACUGUGUCCUAACCUAACUUCUGGAUUGCAUGCGUCUCCUCACAUUUGUUGUUUUGAGACAUGGCACUAGCUGAACGCGCUGGCUGGCUGUUGUCUACUGCCGAGAGAGUAAUGGUGUUGUCUUCAAUUAUUGAUCACUGCUGGUUGGGUUCCUCAAAUAGGCUUGUAAGGGAGCACCUGUCAGGGCAGGAGAAUCCUGGAGGAUCCUGGGUAGGAGGACUGUGGCAGAGAGGCUUCACCCAUUAGGGGAAGAAACAUCCAUGACACUCCACAAACAUUUGGCUGACCCUGGUCCUCGAUCGGCCACAGGGUUGUUAGGGUGGGAGUCCUCCUAUGGCACAUUUCAUGUCCAGUCAGAUUUGACACAGCAGUGAACCCAAGUCAGAUUGAUCUGUGCUAUUUCUGGAGGUUAGUGUUAUGUGUGUCUUGAUUAACGAUGUGGUAACCAAAGAUCUACAAUUUGUUAACAGAAAUUGUAAGAGCAAAGGUUUAAAACCCCAAAACAGAUAUCAAUGCAUUAGGUUAUUAUACAAAUGCUUAACUUACAAACCAAUACAAGUAUAAUGAAUCUGUUCAGUUACAGUAUAUACUGUAGUCUAUAUGGGAAAUCAAAACUGCCUCACUCUCUCGCUAGCUUAUGUAACAGUUCUGAACAUACUGUAUCAAAAUGCAGACUCCAAAUGGCAUGAGUUGUCAGGUUGAAUCGUUUAAUCGAGGCUAGCAGACAAGUCUAGUGGUGUGACAGUGACAGACUGCGUGAGUGCUAUGUGGACUGGAGCAGGAGACUGAUGAUGACGCUACGUUGGAGCUAGCUGCUAGCUCAGAUAGAUGCUCUCCCCUCUCCUUCCCUUCCUCUCUUCCCUUCCCAGGGGGUGACCUUGAGGCCUGUCCUCUGUUAUGGAGGAGGGUGGGGGAGAGUGGGGGAGUGUAUCGCUGCUGAGGGCCUGCUGGAAAUCUGAUCAAGGCUACAGUGUCCCCACCAUUUGAUAUGCCUCUGGGAGGGAGGCUGUUACUGCUACUACUGCUGCUAUGUCUGCUAUUCUCGGAUGCUAGAGAAUACUACUGUACACUUGAUAAUAAUGUCAAUAUAUGCAGUUAUUUAUGCCCUUAUUGAGUGAACCCGUUUGCUCUUUGAUUAUUUUAUAUUGUAUUUUCAGUUGGUACAGUAUAAUAUUUAGAAUUGCGUUAUUAGAUUUUAUGUGUUAUCUAUGACUUGAUAAUUACAGAUAUAUUAAUUUGCUACUAUUUUGAUUUAAAGGGAGUGUAAUCAGCUUAGAUUGAUUUGAUGAGAGAGAAAGACGUCUGUCCAUUAGCUGUGUAUUUGUACUCUCUUUGUGGUUUGAUUGGAAUGGGAGUGCACACACGUCUCCCUUCUGUAUCCCUUGUGGACAUCUUGUGUCUAGUGGGCUUCUGUCCAACCUCCAGAGAGAGAUGCAACGGGAUGACGUGGUGAGAGAGAUGGGGGGGGGGAGAAAAGAGAGAGAGAGAGAGAGUGGUGACAGAAUGCAAUGACAUCAUUGGUUGGAGAGGUAGCAGAUGGACACAUGGAUCUCGCUGUGUCUCUGUGUCUCUGGAGAUGUGGUGCCGAGUAGGCCGCUGAUCUGAUCCAGGAACAGAUGGGCCGUUUGGGCAACAGAGCCUAACCCACCAAAGCUUACCACUCCUGAGGGAUAUCACCCUGUGGUGAAGCAUGGCUCUCUCCCACACAGCUCUAGAGGAGGAUGCAGACUCACCCGCACAGCUCUAGAGGCAGGACUGAGACUCACCCACAGAGCUCUAGAGGCAGGACUGAGACUCACCCACACAGCUAUAGAGGCAGGACUGAGACUCACCCACACAGCUCUAGAGGCAGGAUGCAGACUCACCCGCACAGAUCUAGAGGCAGGAUGCAGACUCACCCACACAGCUCUAGAGACAGGAUGCAGACUCACCCACACAGAUCUAGAGACAUGAUUGAGACUCACCCACACAGCUCUGGAGGCAGGAUGCAGACUCACCCACACAGAUCUAGAGGCAGGAUGCAGACUCACCCGCACAGAUCUAGAGUCAGGAUGCAGACUCACCCACACAGCUCUAGAGUCAGGAUGCAGACUCACCCUCACAGCUCUAGAGGCAGGACUGAGACUCACCCACACAGCUCUAGAGUCAGGACUGAGACUCACCCACACAGCUCUAGAGGCAAGAUGCAGACUCACCCACACAGCUCUAGAGGCAAGAUGCAGACUCACCCACACAGCUCUAGAGGCAGGACUCACCCAGCUAGUUUUGGAGGCAUGACUAAUAAUCACCAAGGCUUCUAGAAGCAGGACUCUCAGACUAUUAGAUUUUCUCUGAGACAACCAAACUCUUUUAAUGCAGGUUAAGAGUCACCCAAACUCACCGUGUGAGCUCUAGUUUAGAGGCAGGACUUUCAGACUCAUCUAGCUCUUUGAGGCAGGACAUUAAGUGUGAUAAAGGCACAGAUAUCUUUUUUUUUUACAUUAAGUUGAUUUGAUUGUUGUUGUUUGUUUUAUACCCAAAUGAUUUAUUUGAACUAUAUAGGCUGUUUUGUUUUGUGUGAUGUUGUAAGACCAACCCAUGACUUUGGAGAUGUUUUUGUUUUCUUUCAGCCAUCAAUGAGUUCCCUGAGGAUAUCUUCACCACCUACCAACGCACCAGAGGAGCUGUCCUGCUGCACAUAUUUGCGGUAGGAGAUUAAUUUUAUGUGUGUUAAACACCAUGUGGUUCAGUAAAUCAGGCAUGUGUUGUCGACUGUGUGUGUGUGUGUGUGUGUGUGUGUGCAUGCUUGCGUAUAUCGGUGCAUGUUUCUAGCGUGCGUGUGUCCAUCCGUGCACUAAUUAGUGGACUAAGAGAUUACCCUGCUGUGUCCUGGGCACUUCAUCCGGGAUAAGUCAUGCAGCUCUCUGACAGACAAUUUUAUGACAAUUAUAAAUAUUCUGUCAGCCUUGUGUCGUUGUGGAUGACCUGUUAUCUUCCUGUCAUGUGAUGUCCUGGGCUGUGCUGUGAACAACACAGGUUGGUUUGUACCCAGAGCCCUAGGCAGGGCCUGUCAUCGCAGCCUUACACAACAAAAGUCACAUCAAACAUGCAUCCUCAGAUGACUCUCCUCUCUCUUUGGCAGGAAAAACAACUUUCUACUUUGUGAGGGCAGGAUAGAGGAUAACAGGACAUGUGUACAGUGAGGCUGAUAUAAUUGCAUAUAUUCUAACUCAGUGUUUUUAUACAGUAGAUUGUUCACUGUGCCCAGGACUAUAUCCUCUCUAACCCUCUCUCUACUCUCUCUCUUUCUUUCUCUUUCUCCCCCCCUCCCUCUCUCUCUCUCUCUCCUCUUUCCUCCCCCCCCCCCCUCCCCUCCCCCUCUCCCCCUCCCCCUCUCUCUCUCGCUCUCUCUCAGGCCCUUUACAUGUUUCUGGCCUUGGCCAUCGUCUGCGAUGACUACUUUGUGAUGUCUUUGGAGAAGAUCUGUGAGGUGGGUGAAUUGGAGUCCCAAUAACAUUCUCCUCUAAACCUCCUUCCUCUCCCUAUUACGCCAGUGAGGUGUUGAUGUGAUGUGUUUGUGUGUUGAUGGUUAAUGUAUGAGGCUUCAGUGUGAGACUGUGCUUCUUCCUUCUGUGUGUCUGUCAGAAACUGGACCUGAGUGAAGACGUGGCAGGAGCUACGUUCAUGGCUGCUGGCAGCUCAGCACCAGAGCUGUUCGCCUCGAUUAUAGGUGAGACAGGCUGUCUGAUACUCCCACACACACUUACACUGUACAAAACCUGCUUAGAUACAUGCAGAUACAUUACCAUCAGUAGUAUGUAGACUGUGUGUUCAAUUCUCCACAUUGUAUAGGUUUCAGAUCAAUGUUGUCAAAGAGGUGAUCAUAUUGGGUUGAUCUCUCUCUCUCUCUCUCUCUCGGAAUAUCUAUCUCUAGCUCUCUAUCUCUCGCUCUAUCAUCUCUCUCUAUCUAUCUCUCUCUAUCUCUCUCUCUCUCUCUCUCUCUCUCUCUCUCUCUCUCUCUACCUCUCCCUCUCUCUCUACCUACUCUCUAUCUCUUCUAUUUAAGGGCUUUAUUGGCAUAUGUUAACAUUGCCAAAGCAAGUGAAGUAGAUAGUAACAAAAGUGAAAUAAACAAUCAAUAAACUAUGUGUCUCUAAUAUGGUCAUACAUUUUGCAGGAUGGUAGGAAGUGCAGCUCAGUUUCCACCUCAUUUUGUGGGCAGUGUGCACAUAGUCUGUCUUCUCUUGAGAGCCAGGUCUGCCUACGGCGGCCUUUCUCAAUAGCAAGGCUAUGCUCACUGAGUCUGUACAUAGUCAAAGCUUUCCUUAAGUUUGGAUCAGUCACAGUGGUCAUGUAUUCUGCCACUGUGUACUCUCUGUUUAGAGCUAAAUAGCAUUUUAGUUUGCUCUGUUUUUUUGUUAAUUCUUUCCAAUGUGUCAAGUAAUUCUCUUUUUGUUUUCUCAUGAUUUGGUUGGGUCUAAUCUCUCUCUCUCUCUAAGGUGUGUUUAUCACUCAUGGAGACGUGGGUGUUGGAACCAUAGUGGGUUCAGCAGUAUUCAACAUUCUAUGCAUCAUCGGUGUGUGCGGAAUCUUCGCUGGACAGGUGUGUGUGUUUGCGUGCGUACGAUCUCCAUGUGCCUCAGUCUGUAUUGUUGCACCCUGCCAGAAGGGGACCAUUGUGUUAAUCACAAAUCACACAUACUGUAUGCUACAACACAUGCUAUGUUAUGCCCAGGGGCGUAGUGCAGUUUUGCGCCAAGCAAGAAGUCUGGGUUUCAUCUAUUUGUUUCCUGCCCGUGAAUUUGAUGGCAAAUCAGUUCUUUCAACAUAGCCAGCUAACAAUGCUAGCAAGCUAGCUAACUAGUUAGCUAGUGUGUUUUGAUUUGAAUACGCCACACUAUUUUCUGGUUGUUUCUACGGUCUCCUAACCCAUGAGGACGACUGCAAUGGAUGGCGAGCUGACAGUGAUGAAUUCAUCGCUCAGUCUGAGGAUUCCUCUGAAGUUUUGUGCGGUUGUCAUAAUUUAGUGAGUGGGAACUUCAUCUCGUACAAGACCUAUGGAGAAGUUGCAGUCAGAUGGCGGGGAAGGCGAGGUGCCGGUGAGACGCCUUGAAUGGAGAGCGAACUGUGCUGCCUGCCUGCCACUGAAGGACCUGCUCAUCUCCCCCUGUUGGCAAACCCCUCCUUCUGCUCAACUGUCACCCCAUCUGUUGGAUGCUUGAAAUUCCCAAAACGUUCAACUCUAGCUGACAGUUGUCAUAGUCCAGACCUACUCUCUGUUAUGUAGCUACAUAUAUACAGUGGGGAGAACAAGUAUUUGAUACACUGCCGAUUUUUGCAGGUUUUCCUACUUACAAAGCAUGUAGAGGUCUGUGAUUUUUAUCAUAGGUACACUUCAACUGUGAGAGACGGAAUCUAAAACAAAAAUCUAGAAAAUCACAUGAUUUUUAAGUAAUUGAUUUUCAUUUUAUUAAAUGACAUAAGUAUUUGAUACAUCAGAAAAGCAGAACUUAAUAUUUGGUACAGAAACCUUUGUUUGCAAUUACAGAGAUCAUACGUUUCAUGUAGGUCUUGACCAGGUUUGCACACACUGCAGCAGGGAUUUUGGCCCACUCCUCCAUACAGACCUUCUCCAGAUCCUUCAGGUUUCGGGGCUGUCAAUGGGCAAUACGGACUUUCAGCUCCCUCCAAAGAUUUUCUAUUGGGUUCAGGUCUGGAGACUGGCUAGGCCACUCCAGGACCUUGAGAUGCUUCUUACGGAGCCACUCCUUAGUUGCCCUGGCUGUGUGUUUUGGGUCGUUGUCAUGCUGGAAGACCCAGCCACGACCCAUCUUCAAUGCUCUUACUGAGGGAAGGAGGUUGUUGGCCAAGAUCUCGCGAUACAUGGCCCCAUCCAUCCUCCCCUCAAUACGGUGCAGUCGUCCUGUCCCCUUUGCAGAAAAGCAUCCCCAAAGAAUGAUGUUUCCACCUCCAUGCUUCAGGGUUGGGAUGGUGUUCUUGGGGUUGUACUCAUCCUUCUUCUUCCUCCAAACACGGCGAGUGGAGUUUAGACCAAAAAGCUCUAUUUUUGUCUCAUCAGACCACAUGACCUUCUCCCAUUACUCCUCUGGAUCAUCCAGAUGGUCAUUGGCAAACUUCAGACGGGCCUGGACAUGUGCUGGCUUGAGCAGGGGGACCUUGCGUGCGCUGCAGGAUUUUAAUCCAUGACGGCGUAGUGUGUUACUAAUGGUUCUUUGAGACUGUGGUCCCAGCUCUCUUCAGGUCAUUGACCAGGUCCUGCCGUGUAGUUCUGGGCUGAUCCCUCACCUUCCUCAUGAUCAUUUAUGCCCCACGAGGUGAGAUCUUGCAUGGAGCCCCAGACCGAGAGUGAUUGACCGUCAUCUUGAACUUCUUCCAUUUUCUAAUAAUUGCGCCAACAGUUGUUGCCUUCUCACCAAGCUGCUUGCCUAUUGUCCUGUAGCCCAUCCCAGCCUUGUGCAGGUCUACAAUUGUAUCCCUGAUGUCCUUACACAGCUCUCUGGUCUUGGCCAUUGUGGAGAGGUUGGAGUCUGUUUGAUUGAGUGUGUGGACAGGUGUCUUUUAUACAGGUAACGAGUUCAAACAGGUGCAGUUAAUACAGGUAAUGAGUGGAGAACAGGAGGGCUUCUUAAAGAAAAACUAACAUAUCUGUGAGAGCCGGAAUUCUUACUGGUUGGUAGAUGAUCAAAUACUUAUGUCAUGCAAUAAAAUGCAAAUUAAUUACUUAAAAAUCAUACAAUGUGAUUUUCUAGAUUUUUGUUUUAGAUUCCGUCUCUCACAGUUGAAGUGUACCUAUGAUAAAAAUUACAGACCUCUACAUGCUUUGUAAAUAGGAAAACCUGCAAAAUCGGCAGUGUAUCAAAUACUUGUUCUCCCCACUGUAUUUUAUUUUCAAGCGCUUUGAGAUUAUUUUUGUAAUGAAAAGCGCUAUAGAAGCUGAAUAAAUUAUUAUUAUUAUGAGGCUAAGGACGUGCACAAAAGGAAUGUGAAAUCUCUCUCUCUCUCUCUCUCUCUCUCUCUCCCUCUCUCUCUCUCUCUCCCCUCUAGGUGGUGUAUCUGACUAAGUUUGCAGUGUUCCGUGACUCGCUCUACUACACUCUGUCUGUGUUGGCAUUGAUUGCAGUGAGUAGCUGAUCAUCUCAUCUCUAGUCUACAUUACAUAAUGAGGCCAUUCAGACUGAUAGAGCCCCCAAUGGCUGUUUAACCUUAAUUUACUAACUGUCUAGGCUACUGGGCUAAUAAAGGGUUGUGGGAAGGAGAUGGUCAAGCAGCUGCUUGUGUGUCUGUGUGUGUGUGCGUGUGUGUUUCUGGGACUCUCUGUAAUAUAGAAAGAACUGGGCCCAUAUCUACAGUUGAAGUCAGAAGUUUACAUACACCUCAGCCAAAUACAUUUAAACUUAGUUUUUCACAAUUCCUGACAUUUAAUCCUAGUAAAACUUCCCUGUCUUAGGUCAGUUAGGAUCACCACUUUAUUUUAAGAAUGUGAAAUGUCAGAAUAAUAGUAGAGAGAAUGAUUUCUUUCAGCUUUUAUUUCUUUCAUCACAUUCCCAGUGGGUCAGAAGUUUACAUACACUCAAUUAGUAUUUGGUAGAAUUGCCUUUAAAUUGUUUAACUUGGGUCAAUAAGUUGGGUGAAUGUUGGCCCAUUCCUCCUGACAGAGCUGGUGUAACUGAGUCAGGUUUGUAGGCCUCCUUGCUCGCACACGCUUUUUCAGUUUUGCCCACACAUUUUCUAUAGGACUGAGGUCAGGGCUUUGUGAUGACCACUCCAAUACCUUGACUUUGUUGUCCUUAAGCCAUUUUUCCACAACUUUGUAAGUAUGCUUGGGGUCAUUGUCCAUUUGGAAGACCCAUUUGUGACCAAGCUUUAACUUCCUGACUGAUGUCUUGAGAUGUUGCUUCAAUAUAUCCAUAUAAUUUUCCUUCCUCAUGAUGCCAUCUAUUUUGUGACGUGCACCAGUCCCUCCUGCAGCUAGGCACCCCCACAGCAUGAUGCUGCCACCCUCGUGCUUCACGGUUGGGAUGCUGUUCUUCGGCUUGCAAGCUUUCCCUUUUUCCUCCAAACAUAAUGAUGGUCAUUAUGGCCAAACAGUUCUAUUUUUGUUUCAUCAGACCAGAGGACAUUUCUCCAAAACGUACGAUCUUUGUCCCCAUGUGCAGUUGCAAACCGUAGUGUAGCUUUUUUAUGGCGGUUUUGGAGCAGUGGCUUCUUCCUUGCUGAGCGGCCUUUCAGGUUAUGUCGAUAUAGGACUCGUUUUACUGUGAAUAUAGAUACUUAUGUACCUGUUUCCUCCAGCAUCUUCACAAGGUCCUUUGCUGUUGUUCUGGGAUUGAUUUGCACUUUUCGCACCAAAGUACGUUCAUCUCUGGGAGACAGAACGCGUCUCCUUCCUGAGCGAUAUGACGGCUUUUGAAGGUAGGCCUUGAAAUACAUCCACAGGUACACCUCCAAUUGAUAAUGUCAAUUAGCAAUAAAUAAUGUCAAUUAGCCUAUCAGAAGCUUCUAAAGCCAUGACAUCAUUUUCUGGAAUUUUCUAAGCUGUUUAAAGGCACAGUCAACUUAGUGUAUGUAAACUUCUGACCGACUGGAAUUGUGAUACAGUGAAUAAUAAUUGAAAUAAUCUGUCUGUAAACAAUUGUUGGAAAAAUUACUUGUGUCAUGCGCAAGGUACAUGUCCUAACCGACUUGCCAAAACUAUAGCUUGUUAACAAGACAUUUGUGGAGUGGUUGAAAAACAAGUUUUAAUGACUCCAACCUAAGUGUAUGUAAACUUCCAACUUCAACUGUAUACACCUGUUCUGAAAGGCCCCAGAGUCUGCAACACCACUAAGCAAGGGGCACCACCAAGCAAGCGGACCCAUGAAGACCAAGGAGCUCUCCAAACAGGUCUUGGACAAAGUUGUGGAGAAGUACAGAUCAGGGUUGGGUUAUAAAAAAAUAUCAGAAACUUUGAACAUCCCACGGAGCACCAUUAAAUCCAGUAUUCAAAAAUGGAAAGAAUAUGGCACCACAACAAACCUGCCAAGAGAGGGCCGCCCACCAAAACUCACGGACCAGGCAAGGAGGGCAUUAAUCAGAGAGGCAACAAAGAGACCAAAGAUAACCCUGAAGGAGCUGCAAAGCUCCACAGCAGAGAUUGGAUUAUCUGUCCAUAGGACCACUUUAAGCCGUACACUCCACAGAGCUGGGCUUUACGGAAGAGUGGCCAGAAAAAAGCCAUUGCUUAAAGAAAAAAAUAAGCAAACACGUUUGGUGUUCGCCAAAAGGCAUGUGGGAGACUCCCCAAACAUAUGGAAGAAGGUACUCUGGUCAGAUGAGACUAAAAUUGAGUUUUUUGGCCAUCAAGAAAAAUGUCUGGCGCAAACCCAACCCUUCUCAUCACCCCGAGAACACCAUCCCCACAGUGAAGCAUGGUGGUGGCAGCAUCAUGCUGUGGGGAUGUUUUUCAUCGGCAGGGACUGGGAAACUGGUCAGAAUUGAAGGAAUGAUGGAUGGCACUAAUUAUAGGGAAUUACUUGAGGGAAACCUGUUUCAGUCUUCCAGAGAUUUGAGACUGGGACGGAGGUUCACUUUCCAGCAGGACAAUGACCCUAAGCAUACUGCUAAAGCAACACUUGAGUGGUUUAAGGGGAAACAUUUAAAUGUCUUGGAAUGGCCUAGUCAAAGCCCAGACCUCAAUCCAAUUGAGAAUCUGUGGUAUGACCAUCCAACUUGAAGGAGCUGGAGCAGUUUUGCCUUGAAGAAUGGGCAGAAAUCCCAGUGGCUAGAUGUGCCAAGUUUAUAGAGACAUACCCCAAGAGACUUGCAGCUGUAAUUGCUGAAAAAGGUGGCUCUACAAAGUAUUGACUUUGGGGGGGGUGAAUAGUUAUGCACGCCCAAGUUUUCAGUUUUUUUUUGUCUUAUUUCUUGUUUGUUUCACGAGAAAAAAUAUUUUGCAUCUUCAAAGUGGUAGGCAUGUUGUGUAAAUCAAAUGAUACAAACCCCCCAAAAAUCCAUUUUAAUUCCAGGUUGUAAGGCAACAAAAUAUGAAAAAUUCCAAGGGGGUGAAUACUUUUGCAAGCCACUGUAGAGGCCCAGCGGCCUGAUAGACAGAUCAUCAUGAGAAUAAGGGAGUACAGAGAGAGAAAGCAGAGGAGAAAGGGAGACCCACAGAGAGAGGGAGACAGAGAGAAAGAGAGGGAGAGAGAGGGGGAGAGAUGGCCUGGAGAUCUCACAGAGACUUCAGAAACUCACUUCAUACUGUGUCAUUGCUUUUAUAGCAAACAGUGUACAGGAAAUGUUUUUUGACUGUGUUACUUUCUCAUAGCAUCUGUCUGACAGUAACUAGACAUACUUGAUGCAUCGCGACUUUCAAGUUUUUCUAAGUUAGAGUUUCGAUAAAAUAUAAAAAUAUGAGUUUCUUGAUAACAAAAAUAAAAGUUGAUGCUCAUCUUCCUAAAAAUAUGUACUGUCUAAUUUAUGUAUUUUUUUGUUAAAAUGUUUCCCUCUUUCAUUUUCUCAGUUCAUCUAUGAUGAGAAGAUAGUGUGGUGAGUACCCUGCUGUGUGUCUCAGCAGUGUGUGUGUGUGUGUGCCUGCAGACAUGUGACUCUACUCUGUCUGUCUCUGCAGGUGGGAGAGCUUAGUGCUGGUAGUGAUGUACUUUGGGUACAUUCUGAUUAUGAAGUGAGUUCCACUGGGACCUGUUCCUUCCUGUCUCAAAGACACACACGCACACACACACACACACACACACACACACACUAGAGCACCUGAGCACACGCAACAAAUAGUAAAAUCCACAUAUAUACUCAUACUUUGCACACACUAAGUUACAUAAACUCUCAACUGAAUAUGUAAAACCUUUUCUCGUUUCUCCCAUCAGAUUUAACACCAGCAUCCAGAACUAUUUCUCAGGGAAGGAAGACAAGAGCUUGGCCAACGGUAACACGGUGAUCAGCAGCGAGCUGGAGGAUGGUAAUGCUUGUUAUGACAGUUACAUAUGGGAUGAUCCAUCCAAGCCGUUACUCUCUCCAGGUAAAGGUAACCAGACAGGCUUUAUGGUCACCUCUCAGCCAACACUGGCACUCUGACCGGCCUUCUAUCAAAACAACUACUCUACUGUAUCUGGUUGUUCUAGAAAACCUAGAAACUACUCUCAGCCCCUACUCUUGGCUCUUCCUAUCUGGUUUAACAGUCCUCUCCACUUUGGCUUGAUGUCAUUCGUACCCCUUUGUAAACUCUUAGCACUGAUCCUUCAAACAGAGUUACAUAAAUAUCUUCUCUAUAACUAUUUUAGACUUCCACCGACUUUCACUGUAUCUUUCACCGAGUGACUCUGAGAGCUCUCCUCUCCUGCCUGGUCUAGUAGAAACAAGCUAACCUCCCUGCUGCCGUGUGGCAGCCCUGUCGCUACUGUAGCGAAGCCUGUCUGUUUAGCCUUACUAAACCUACCUGCCUGCCGUCACCUGGUCUGUCAGCUGUAUCGCUGUGCCGUGUAGUGAUGUGUAAUGUCGUGCUGAGCUGUGCUAUGCUGUGCCCUGUCUCGCCCUCUUCUGCUGUGUCAAGUACAGUCCAUUAUUCCAGAGUCACAACAUGUGCACGCAUGUUGUGUGUGUUUUGGUGUUGGUGCGUGUGUGUGUGUGCGUGGAGACAUUUGUAUGUGUGUGUGACUGUGUGUAUGGUAUGUGUGUGUGACUGUGUGUAUGGUGUGUGUGUGACUGUGGACAGUGCCUUCAGAAAGUAUUCAGACCCCUUGACUUUUUCCACAUUUUGUUACGUUACAGCCUUAUUCUGAAAUUGAUUAAAAAUAUAUAUACACACACACAGAAUACCCCAUAAUGAUGAAGCAAAAACUGUUUUUUAGACAUUUUUGCUAAUUUAUAACAAAUAAAAAACUUAAAUAUUACAUUUACAUAAGUAUUCAGACCCUUUACUCAGUACUUUGUUGAAGCACCUUUGGCAGCGAUUACAGCAUAGAGUCUUCUUGGGUAUGACGCUACAAGCUUGGCACACCUGUAUUUGGGGAGUUUCUCCCAUUCUUCUCUGCAGAUCCUCUCAAGCUCUGUCAGGUUGGAUGGUUGUCCUUCUGGAAGGUUCCACCAUCUCCACAGAGGAACUCUAGAGUCCUGUCAGAGUGACCAUCGGGUUCUUGGUCACCUCCCUGACCAAGGCCCUUCUCCCCUGAUUGCUCAGCGAUUACAGCAUCAAGUCUUCUUGGGUAUGACGCUACAAGCUUGGCACACCUGUAUUUGGGGAGUUUCUCCCAUUCUUCUCUGCAGAUCCUCUCAAGCUCUGUCAGGUUGGAUGGGGAGCGUCGCUGCACAGCUAUUUUCAGGUCUCUCCAGUGAUGUUCGAUCGGGUUCAAGUCCGGGCUCUGGCUGGGCCACUCAAGGACAUUAAGAGACUUGUCCUGAAGCCACUCCUGCGUUGUCUUGGCUGUGUGCUUAGGGUCGUUGUCCUGUUGUAAGGUGAACCUUUGCCUCAGUCUGAAGUCCUGAGCACUCUGGAGCAGGUUUUCAUCAAGGAUCUCUCUGUACUUUGCUCUGUUAAUCUUUGCCUUGAUCCUGACUAGUCUCCCAGUCCCUGCCACUGAAAAACAUCCCCACAGCCUGAUGCUGCCACCACCAUGCUUCACCGUAGGGAUGGUGCCAGGUUUCCUCCAGACGUGACGCUUGGCAUUCAGGCCAAAGAGUUCAAUCUUGGUUUCAUCAGACCAGAGAAUCUUGUUUUUAAUGGUCUGAGAGUCUUUAGGUGCCUUUUGGCAAUCUCCAAGCGGUCUGUCAUGUGCCUUUUACUGAGGAGUUGCAUCUGUCUGGCCACUCUACCAUAAAGGCCUGAUUGGUGGAGUGCUGCAGAGAUGGUUGUCCUUCUGGAAGGUUCUACCAUCUCCACAGAGGAACUCUAGAGCUCUGUCAGAGUGACCAUCGGGUUCUUGGUCACCUCCCUGACCAAGGCCCUUCUCCCCUGAUUGCUCAGUUUGGCCAGGCGGCCAGCUCUAGGAAGUCUUGGUGGUUCCAAACUUCUUCUAUUUAAGAAUGAUGGAGGCCACUGUGUUCUUGGGGACCUUCAAUGCUGCAGAAUUUUUUUGGUACCCUUCCCCAGAUCUGUGCCUCGACACAAUCCUGUCUCGGAGCUCUACGGACAAUUCCUUCGACCUCAUGGCUUGGUUUUUGUGAGAUCAAUUGAAUUUUCCACAGGUGGACUCCAAUCAAGUUGUAGAAACAUCUCAAGGAUGAUCAUUGGAAACAGGAUACAUCUGAGCUCAAUUUCGAGUCUCAUAGCAAAGGGUCUGAAUACUUAUGUAAAUAAGGUAUUUCUGUUUAGUUUUUUUAGAAAUGUGCAAACAUUUCUACAAACCUGUUUUCGCUUUGUCAUUUUGGAGUAUUGUGUGUAGAUUUCAGAGGAUUUUUAAUUAUUUAAUCUAUUUUAGAAUAAGGCUGUAACGUAACAAAAUGUGGAAAAGGGGAAGGGGUCUGAAUACUUUCCAAAGGCACUGUAUAUGUCACACACACACGCUGAAGGUUUUAGUGUGCCUCACUCUGGUGGCUGAUGAUCUCAUCUGACAGUGUCUUCAGGGGGCCUUCAAUGGGCCUUGAACUGGGCUCAGUGGGGCCCAUUCUGCUGUCACACCAACACUUUAAUUACACCUCCUGACAUACUGUAUCUUCUGGCUGUUUCAAGUUUUCAAAUUUCAAGUUUUAAUGUCACGUGCACAAGUACAGUGAAAUGCCUUUCUUGCAAGCUCCAACCCCAACAAUGCAGUAAUCAAUAUCAAUGCAGCACUAAAAAUAACAUAAGGUAGAACAAAAACACAGGAAAUAAAAAUAAGAAAUAAGAAGAACACGAGAAAGUAAGAAGCUGGUGUGUGUUUAAGUGUCUGUGUGUGUCUGUGUGUGUAUGUGUGUGUGUGCAUGCGUUUGUGUGUGUGUGUGUGUGUGUGUUUGUGUGUGGGUGUGCGUGCGUGCGUGAGAGAGAGAGAGUCUGCUGGUCUGGCAUGUGGGUGUAUUAGGCACGUGUGUCUGGCCAUCCUUGAAAAAGGCAUGUCCUUUGUGGUUGUGUAAGAGUAGAACAGCAUGUCUUUUUCUUCUUCUUCUUCUGGUUGGUUGGUGUGUACAGUUAGUCCUACUUGAUGUGUCUGUCUGUGCUCUGUAUCUCACCAUCUCUGUGUAUCUCCAGUGAAGCCCACUAAGAGGUACAGUCGUGGCUCUGUAGUGAUGGUGGAUGAGAUUAUUAACUCCAGCCCUCCUAAUUACCGUUUCCCCGACGCCGGCCUGCGCAUCAUGAUCACCAACCACUUUGGCCCCAAGACACGCCUCCGCAUGGCUAGCCGCCUCAUCAUCAAUGAGGUGGGUGAGGUCACUGGGGUCAGGGGUCAGUCAGGCUUAUUGGAGAGGAGCUCAGUAAAAGUGAUUUACUUAGAAGUUAAGAAAGCUUGGCUAGUUCAGUUAGUUUACUAGUGUACCGGUAGUAAGCUAGGCCUACUGGAGAAAAGUACAUUGUAGGACGAUUUACUAGAAAGCUAGGAGAGGAGAGGAGUACAGUUUAGAGUGAUAAUUAGCCGGUGGACUGCAUGCUUUAAUCAUCCUUGGCACAUCAUAUGAUCACUGUUUGUGUCUGUUUUGGUGAAAAUAUCCUGGGAGAUAUUCAUAAAACUUUACUAGCUCAUAAAGUCACUGUUUACAGAGGGGAAACACAUACAUAUUCCAUGAAGCAUGCGGGCCAGUACAUCAGUUGACUGUGUGUGUGUGUGUCUGUGUGUGCGUGUGUGUGUGAGCAGCAACAGAGGUUGGUGCAGGCGUCUAACGGUGUGGACAACGUGACCAUGGUGAUCACUGAUGGUAAACCUGAGACCUUGGAGAACGGCACCGUACCAGAGGACAAAACUGUUGAGGAAGAGGAGGGAGAAGCCCUGAAUUCACCCUUCACCGUCCCUGGUGAGUGUGUGUGUGUGUGCAUGUAUUUGACCUAGAUAGUUUGUGUGUAUGUAUUGAUAUGUAGGCUACGUGUGCCUUUAAAAAAAAAUAUGUAUGUAAUUCUGUCCUUGAGCUGUUCUUGUCUAUUAAUGUUCUGUAUUAUCUCAUGUUUCAUAUUUUGUGUGGACCCCAGGAAGAGUAGCUGCUGCUUUUGCAACAGCUAAUGGGGAUCCUAAUAAAAUACCAAUGUAUGUUUGUUAUAUAUUUAAUUACAUUUGGCUGGUAGACCAAUAAACUACUUUUACACACCCUACUGAAACUUAACACUCACCUCCUCAGUGUACUCCAUUGGUUGUGAUGAAGCUGUGCUGCUGUUCCUUGUUCCCUCCACAAGGGGGCUGCAUGGAAACAGUGAAGUGGCUGAUCUCCUGGCCCAUCCUGCUGCUACUCUACUUCACUGUGCCAAACUGUGCCAAGCCUCGCUGGGAACGCUUCUUCAUGCUCUCCUUCUUCCUCGCCACCGUGUGGAUCGCUGUCUUCUCCUACUUCAUGGUCUGGAUGGUGAGACACAUUGGAGAUUCUUUAGAACUUACAUGUCACUGUCAUUUUGUGUUCCAAACCAGAGUUGAAAUGGUUUGAACUUUAUACAAAUUAUCAGUGAUGAGACGUCCUGAUAACCAAUCAGUUAGGGAAUCUCUCUCUUCUAGUUGCUAGCUAGCUUUGACACUGUGCUGGAUAUAGGCUACCAACCAAGGUGCAUGCUAUUUGGAAGAUUUCUGUUUAAUCCGUUAAAUGUGUGUCUGUGUGUGCAGGUCACCAUAAUUGGCUCCACUCUGGGCAUCCCUGAUGUGAUUAUGGGAAUCACCUUCCUGGCAGCUGGCACCAGUGUCCCUGACUGUAUCGCUAGCCUCAUCGUUGCUCGGCAGGGUACAUCACUGCACUCUCUUUUUCCCUAUCUCUGUCUCUCUCUCUCUCGCUCUUCAAAAUCUUCUAAAAAAAUGUUGUACCAAUGUACAGUAUACUGUAAAGUCUGUACAGAAUUGUCCAUAUCGUUAUGUCCAUCUCUCUAUAGGUCUUGGGGAUAUGGCGGUUUCCAACACCAUUGGUAGUAAUGUCUUUGAUAUCUUGGUGGGACUGGGGCUCCCCUGGGCGAUACAGACCAUGGCUGUGGACUAUGGCUCUGAGGUAAAGGAAGUACAUCCAGGAACUCAGUCUUUACACUGUUUUCCCCCCAAUGGGCCUAUGUUACUACUGCUUAUCAAUACCUCAUGACUCUUGAUCUUGAUCUAAAAUUCUCUCUCUCUCUCUAGGUGAUGAUCAGUAGCAGAGGGCUGGUGUACUCUGUGGUGCUUCUUCUGGGCUCUGUGUUUCUGACAGUGAGUUAAAGGAGACGUCUCUCUCGCUAUCUUUCUCUCUCUCUCUCUAACACUCCCUCCCUCUGUAUCCUGCAGGUUCUGGGGAUCCAUGUGAAUCAUUGGAAGUUGGACCUUAAGCUGGGUGUGUACGUGCUGGUGAUGUACGUCAUCUUCCUGUGUUUCUCCAUCAUGAUCGAGUACAACGUGUUCACCUUCGUCAAUCUGCCCAUGUGUCUGGAGCAGCUGUAG
Molecule: messenger RNA, 29076 nt
Organism: Coregonus sp. 'balchen'
Lineage: Eukaryota; Metazoa; Chordata; Actinopteri; Salmoniformes; Salmonidae
Source: the annotation of a GenBank genome assembly